GAGAGCCGCAGGUGUGCGGGCCGGGGGUCAGGGGACGAGAGCAGGCCCCGGUUCUCCCGGUGCCUUCGGUCUGUCCACAAAGCGGUCCGGACAGGCUCGUCCAAGACCCAAGGGCAGAAUGCUUUGAACUCCAGGCUGUUUGAAAUCUAGUAGAUAAGCCAGAUUCUGUGUUGCCAUAAGCCCUUGGUUCACAUUUUAAUUGGGAAUGCAGCUAGCUUGGAUGUGAAACUUUUUAGGCACCUGUGUCUGAAUCCCACUGAGGACUACCAGGAGCUGGUCAUCUGUGCACGAUAACCACAGGGCAAAAAUGUUUGCAAAACUAAAGAAGAAAAUUGCAGAAGAGACUGCUGUUGCUCAGAGGCCAGGAGGUGCUACUAGGAUCCCACGGUCUGUGAGCAAGGAAUCGGUAGCCUCUAUGGGAGCUGACUCAGGAGAUGACUUUGCUUCCGAUGGAAGCAGCUCCAGAGAAGAUCUUUCAUCCCAACUUCUGAGAAGAAAUGAACAGAUACGGAAGUUAGAGGCCAGGCUUUCGGACUAUGCUGAACAGGUCCGAAACUUGCAGAAGAUAAAAGAGAAGCUUGAAAUUGCAUUAGAAAAACAUCAGGAUUCUUCCAUGCGGAAAUUUCAAGAGCAGAAUGAGACAUUCCAAGCCAACAGAGCCAAAAUGGCAGAAGGACUGGCUUUGGCAUUAGCCAGAAAGGACCAGGAAUGGUCAGAAAAGAUGGAUCAACUUGAAAAGGAGAAAAAGUUUCUGACAGCUCAGUUGCAGGAAGUGAAGAACCAGAGUUUGAAUCUUUUCCAAAAGAGAGAUGAAAUUGAUGAAUUAGAGGGGUUCCAGCAACAGGAACUAAGUAAAGUAAAACACAUGCUUUUAAAAAAAGAAGAAUGUCUAGGGAAAAUGGAACAAGAAUUGGAGGCACGAACCAGAGAACUCAGUCACACUCAAGAGGAGUUGGUGACUUCCAGUCAAAUGUCCUCUGACUUAAGCCAGAAGCUAGAAGAAUUGCGGAGACUCUAUUCAACGCUGGAAGAGCAGAGAGAUCAUGUGACAGCUUCAAAAGCAGGUGCAGAAAAUAAGAUCACAGCCCUGGAACAAAAGGAACAAGAACUCCAAGCAUUCAUUCAGCAACUUUCCAUUGAUUUGCAGAAGGUCACUGCUGAAACUCAAGAAAAAGAAAAACUCAUCACACAUUUGCAAGAGAAGGUCACAUCCUUAGAGAAGAGAUUGGAACAGAACUUAUCAGGAGAGGAACAUGUGCAGGAACUCUUGAAAGAGAAAACAGUUGCCGAACAGAAUUUGGAGGACACCAGACAGCAGCUCUUGGCAGUCAGAAACAGCCAGGCCAAAGCCAUUGACGUUCUGGAGACUCGGGUGAAGGAACUGGAGCAGAGCCUGCAGGCCUCUGAGGAGCUGCUCAGGCAGAACAGGGAUGUCAUGGCUGCUCAAGAAGCACAGAUCCAGGAGCUCGCCACUGCAAAGCAGGAGAGCAGCCUUGCACAGCAGCAGGUCCUUGCCCUAGAGCAGCAGUGCAGGGAGCGCACCCAUGCACUGGAAGCCCAGCUCGUUGCUCUGGAGCAGGUACGGGCAGCCGACCAGACUGCUGCAGAACAUGGGAUGAGAGAGCUGGAACAAGAAAAUGCAGCCCUUAAAGAAAGCAAAACUGAAUGUGAACGCUCUUUACAACAUCACCAAUUUGAACUAAAGAAGCUAAAGGAAGAAUGGAGCCAAAGAGAGAUUGUGAGUGUGGCCAUGGCUCAAGCACUGGAAGAAGUGCGGAAGCAGAGGGAAGAGUUCCAGCAACAGGCUGCUGAGCUGAGUGCCACAGUACACAAGAAGGAGCAGGCCCUGCAGGAGAAGGCAGACACGCUUCUCCAGAGGGAGCAGGAGGUGCACCAGCUGCAGAAAGGUCAUGACUCUGCCCUGCUGCAGAUGCACCAGCUGCAGAGGGAGCUGGAGGCCCUGAGGAGCUCCAGGACCCAGGAGGCUGCUGUUCAAGAGGACCUGCUGCGGCUGCAGGGACAGGAGCCACUCGUCACCUCGAAAAACAUGCAGCUUCCAGCUACAGAAGAAACACCAAAUGGCGAGGUUGGGGCCAUGGAUCUUGGGCAACUACAGAAGGAAAAACAGGACUUGGAGCAGCAACUUACAGAGAAAAACAAGAUCAUCAAGCAGAUGCAGCAGAGGAUGCUGGAACUCAAGAAGACCUUGCAGAAGGAGCUGAAAAUCAGACCUGACAAUGAGAUUUUUGAAGUCCGGGAGAAGCCAGGCCCUGAAAUGCCAAACAUGGCCCCUUCUGUCACAAAUAACGCUGACCUGACUGAUGCCCGCGAGAUCAACUUCGAGUACCUUAAACAUGUUGUUUUAAAAUUCAUGUCCUGUCGAGAAUCUGAGGCUUUUCAUCUUAUAAAAGCUGUGUCAGUUUUGCUGAACUUUUCACAAGAGGAAGAGAACAUGCUCAAGGAAACUCUGGAGUAUAAGAUGUCAUGGUUUGGGUCUAAACCAACUCCCAAGGGCAGCAUCCGGCCGUCUAUCUCAAACCCUCGGAUACCAUGGUCCUAGAGGGAACCACCUGCACCAGGAUGCAUCUCCAUGGCUUGACACUUUUUCUGUGAAAAGAACACUGACACAGAAGUCUGGGUGGGUUUUUAAUCACUGUAACUGCAGUAUUUUGUACAAUCGUCCAAACAUUGUUUACAAGACUUAAAGCCCACCUCCCUGCAGGCUGACAGGAACCUCAAGAGGGAGCAGAUCCUAUGUCAUCUGGUCACCAAACAGGAGGGUCCUGGCACUACCCAGAUUUCCACAGCUAAUAUCCCAGCUCUGGCCAGCACCCGCCUGCACCUGAGUCCUCUAACUUUUAAUGGUAGCAUUUAAAGCUAAAGUGGUCAGUUUGUCAAGCAACAACCGAUUCAUCGUGUACAGGUGAUGUGAUGCUGGAGGUGAAGACUGCCCUUUGAAAUAGUACCCAGCAGGCCAGAUCCAUCUGCUUCUGACAAAAAGCCAACUCCAUGGGGGUGGGCACUGAAAUUCCCUUUCCAGCCGGACAUGGUGGUGCACAUCUGUAAUCCCAGCAUUCUGGGAAGCUGAGACAGGAAGAUUGCAAGUUCCAGGCCAGCUUGGGCAACAUGGUGAAACCCUGUCCCGGGGCUGUGGGGGAUGUCCCCUUCCGUUAGCAUGUUUGGGUUCAAAUGAGUUAGAUGAGGCUUUUAACCCUUCUAAAGAAAACACCAUUUUACCUUGUUUCCCAAACCACCUAGAACUUGAGAUGUGUACAUCUUUGAGGUACCUGGUGCCAGUGUGGAUUAACAAAGAAUAUGCAGCUUUCUGAUGCCAUCUCCAUUUUACCUUAAAAAACUAGUAGACAAAAAGAUCUAAGUAUAGCACCAAAUACACUCAAUUGCCUUUUUAAUGAAUGUAUUUGUCUUGGAUAGGUUGCUGGUAAACCAUUUCAAACUAUUUUUUAUAGCUAAAGCUCUUCACUGUUGUAAACAUGUCUUCUGUAUUAUAAAAUCCACUUAAGUGGAGGGUUCUUAAAGGAAAAUCAGAGCGUAAGAGGAAACACUGGGAUUCCUAUCCCUUUGUACUUUUGCUAGCCUUCUGUGGCAUCUGCUCUCUGAAGGAGUGGUAGUAUUUCAUUUGCGUUACUCCUAAUUCUGUGUCAUGCUACCACUGAGCAAGAGCAAAUAUUAAUCACUUUUUUCUACUUAAGAACCUCCUGAAUUCAACGGAAGCAGCAUCUGUUCCUUCUCCCCAUCCUUGACCAAAGCAUGCAGGUGGUCUGUCCCUCACCUACCCCAGAAUUUAAGAUGACACUACAUCCACAUAUGGCGGCCAGACACCCCACCUGGCCGCAGUACUUGAUAGCACACCUGCCCUUGGUCAUAGUUGAUAAAAACUUGUGCUUAUUACUACACUUGUUCUGGAUAAGCCACAGUCAACCUAAAGGAAAACCAUUUAUUGAUUUAUAGUUUGAUGAAACUUUCUCUGGUAAAUAAAACACCGAAUUAAUAACUGGAGCUCCUAAACUUAUUAUCAACUAUCUACAUGAAGUUAUGUUUCUCAAUUGUUGCUUAAGACCACUAUAUAUAUAUAUAUAUAUAUACACACACACACACAUAUAUAUAAAAAAUAUCUCUCACAGAAACACAAAUAUUUGCAGUUUACCUACUACAUUUCCAUGAGUGUACCAUGCCUGGACAGCAUCACCUUAACCCAUCUCAGGCUCUGCCAUCCAAACGAACCAUUUUCCAGUACCUACCUCCACAUAUGGCUCUUC
Castor canadensis (American beaver) is the source of this 4277-nucleotide messenger RNA. It is a transcript of the gene Golga1, whose product is annotated as golgin A1. Gene Ontology annotation, cellular component: Golgi apparatus. The record is from RefSeq and is a predicted model, not a curated record. Lineage: Eukaryota; Metazoa; Chordata; Mammalia; Rodentia; Castoridae.